AACCCUAUAUAAACUGUAGCAAAGAAGAGGAACCUGAAGAAAUACAGAAAAGCAGAUUGUGUCCAUUGAACUUAGACGCGCUUACUGAAACCUAGCGUACUGAAACCUAACCCGGACGUGUUCCGGUUGAGAAAACAGGAUUGCAUACGACCCGAUAAGUCCGCAGUUUCAAGUGUAGAAUUUGUUGUGGUUCUGAAAGAAACUCACAUCAACCCAAAUUGAUCACUGCAGGAGUAGCAUGUGCUAGCUUCCCGGGUUUUGUUUGUUGAUUGCUCUUCGAUCCUUGCUGAAGAUUCUGUGCAAAAUGGAUUUGGUAGCUAGUUGCAAGGAAAAAUUGCAAUAUUUUCGUUUGAAAGAGCUCAAAGAUGUGCUCACUCAAUUGGGACUCUCAAAACAGGGAAAGAAGCAGGAUCUUGUUGAUAGGAUAUUGUCUAUUCUUUCAGAGGACCAAGCUUGCUACUUUUUCCCAGUUUCUAAAUUGUGGAUCAAGAAGAAUGCAGUUGGAAAACAACGAGUGGCCAAAUUAGUGGAGGACACAUAUAGAAAAUUGCAGGUAUCUGGGGCCAUUGACCUGUCAUCGAAGGGACAGGGCUCUGAUAGCAGUAAUGUGAAAAUUAAAAAUGAAAUGGAGGAUUCCUUUCUAUCAGAUACUAAGAUUCGCUGUCUCUGUGGAAAUGUAUUGGAUACGGACCCAUUGGUCAAGUGUGCAGAUACAAGAUGUCAUGUGUCGCAGCACAUCAACUGUGUUGUUAUUCCAGAGAAACCUACGGAUGGAACCCCACAUGUUCCUGAUAAAUUCUACUGUGAAAUAUGUCGAGUUGAUCGGGCAGACCCGUUCUGUGUUUCAGUGACACACCUUUUGUUUCCGGUGAAGUUGACAACAACCAAUAUUCCCACUGAUGGAACCAGCCCAGUACAGAGUGUGGAAAGAACGUUUCAACUCACUAAAGCAAACAAGGAGUUGGUAUCGAAACCAGAAUAUGAUGUUCAGGCUUGGUGUAUGCUUUUGAAUGACAAGGUUUCAUUCAGGAUGCAAUGGCCACAAUAUACAGAUUUAAAAGUCAACGGUCUUCCUGUUCGUGCAAUUAACAGACCCGGUUCACAGGUGCUUGGGCCUAACGGUCGUGACUCUGGUUCAGUUAUCACACCAUAUUCAAAGGAUGGAAUUAAUAGGAUUUCCUUGACAGUGGUGGAUGCUCGCAUAUUCUGUUUAGGGGUUCGAAUUAUUAAAAGGCUCACCGUGCCAGAGAUUCUAAGCAUGAUUCCAGAGGAGCCUAAUGGUGAGAGUUUUGAAGAUGCUCUUGCACGUGUUUGUUGUUGUGUUGGGGGUGGUAAUGCAAAUGAUAAUGCUGAUAGUGAUAGUGAUUUGGAAGUGGUUUCAGAUACUUUUAGCAUCAAUCUUCGUUGCCCAAUGAGUGGUUCAAGAAUGAAGAUUGCAGGAAGAUUCAAACCUUGUGUUCACAUGGGCUGUUUCGAUCUUGAAGUUUUUGUUGAAUUGAAUGAACGAUCAAGGAAGUGGCAGUGCCCCAUAUGCCUUAAAAAUUAUGCUUUGGAGAAUAUCAUCAUUGACCCUUACUUCAAUCGCAUCACUACUCUGAUGAAAAAUUGUGGAGAAGAGAUUACAGAGGUCGAGGUGAAGCCUGAUGGUUUUUGGCGUGUCAAGGUUAAGAAUGAAAGUGAACGUCGGGAGUUGGGAACUCUUGCUCAUUGGCACCGUCCUGAUGGAUCCCUCUUUGUCUCUACUGAUGAAAUCAAUAAAAUGGAAAAUUUAAAGCUCAAACAGGAAGGUGUUUCAGAUGGUCAUAUUGGUUUAAAACUUAGGAAGAAUAGUAACGGUGUUUGGGAAGUCAGCAAACCUGAGAAUACAAACACCUCUUCUGGUAAUAAUAGAUUGAAUGAGGAUCUUGAAAAUAUUGAACAUGUUAUUAUUCCAAUGAGCAGCAGUGACACUGGAAGUGGCCGGGAUGAAGAUGAUCCAAGUGUAAAUCAGGGUGGUGGUGGGCAUAUUGAUUAUUCUACUACCAAUGGUAUUGAGAUUGAUUCUGUGUUUAACAGUAAUAUUGAUUCAGCAUAUGGAUAUUCUGUUCAUAAUGCUUCUGCUCCAAUUGGUGAUGCAGAAGUUAUUGUUAUUAGUGAUUCAGAAGAAGACAACGAUGUAUUGAUGUCUCCAACUCCUAUAACCGGGUACACGAAUAAUCAAACUAGUGCUGCAGUUGAUGUUUACUCGGUGCUAGAGCCUGGAAUUCUUGAUUCAUAUACGGAAGAUCCCAAUCCUGGUGGAAAUGCAAGUUUAGGAGUUUUUAAUAGUCAUCCCAGUGAAGAUGAUUUUGGGAUGUCCUCCCUCUGGCCAUUGCAAUCUGGAACUCCAGCAGUCCCAGGAUUCCAAUUAUUUAGUUCUGAAGUGGAGGACGUGUCAGAUACAUUGGUUGGUUUGCAGAGUGGUAACAUCAAUUGCUCAUCGUCACUGAAUGGUUAUAUGUUGGCCCCGGAUACUGCUUUGGGAUCUAGCACUCUUAUGCCAGAUUCCUCGGUGGCUCGACCUGAUGAUGAUUUAAAUGGUGGCUUGGUUGACAAUCCACUGGCAUUUCCCAGAGAAGAUCCCUCCCUUCAGAUUUUUCUCCCUACAAAACCAGCAGAAUCAUCCAUUCAGCAUGAAUUGAGUGAUCAUGCGGACAUAUCAAAUGGUGUCUUCACGGAGGAUUGGAUCACUCUUAGUCUUGGAGGUGGUGCUAGUGGCCGUAAUGGUGAUGCUUCCACUGCAACUGGAUUGAAUUCCAGACCGCAAAUAGCAUCUGGAGAAGGUGCCUCAAAUUCCUUGACAGAUACCGCUCCUUUACACCUUGGUAUCAAUGAUGUUAGAUCUGACAAGGCGAAUGGGAAAAGAUCUGAUUCAGACAGCCCUUUCUCUUUUCCUCGCCAAAAACGUUCAGUAAGGCCCCGCCCAUAUCUUUCUAUUGCUUCAGAUUCCGAGUAGAGGAAAUGGAAGAUGAUGUGGUGAGGCACCUCUGGUAUUAUUUUUCCAUUGGUGGUGAAGGUGUAGGCUGCAAAGUUUCUCAAUUUUUUAUGCUUGAUAUUCAAGUUGUCCAUAUGACAUAAUGAAAAGGUCAGGGGCAUGCUUUUAUUCCCCAGUUUUCAGCCAGGAACUGAUGAUACUGGUAUAUAGUGCUGUAAAGAUUAUUGUAUCUGCAAUUUUGUUUCUGCUGAGAGUAAUUAAUCUGUAAAUGUUAAGCCAGCAGAUUUAAUAGUAAAACCAAAAGUAGUUUAAUCUUAUUCACACCCAGGUAGUCACCCAAUUUUGUAAAAUAUGAUUGCCAAUAUUUGUAAUAUAUUUAGGCAGUAAAGUUACCUCCUGGAUUGUAUAUCCUGGAGAGGAUAAA
Messenger RNA from Vigna angularis (adzuki bean), 3377 nucleotides. RefSeq names its product E3 SUMO-protein ligase SIZ1. The record is from RefSeq and is a predicted model, not a curated record. Gene Ontology annotation, molecular function: zinc ion binding; SUMO ligase activity. Bases 305 to 2974 code for a protein of 889 amino acids. Gene Ontology annotation, biological process: protein sumoylation. Lineage: Eukaryota; Viridiplantae; Streptophyta; Magnoliopsida; Fabales; Fabaceae. The transcript is spliced from 18 exons.